ACCCCUCCCCCAGCAGCCUCUCAGGUCCGGUGUGCGGGGAAGGGCAAAGCCCCGCCACGGCUCUCGCUCCACUCAGAGCCGCCCGCCCCCGUACUACCGUGUUUGUCCCUUUCUCUGAGUCCCUUUAAGGUGAUGGCAGACACCGAGACACCGCCAUGACAGAGAGACUCAAAGGGAGACACUGGGAGAGCCCCUCCCCCAAGCACGCCAUUACGCGUUUUGCCCCGCCCCUCCUACCCCGUUACGCGUGCGCAGCAGCUUCCGCCCACACUCCCCGCCUCGUUAACCGGGAACUGGUCUGUCUGGGUCUUCCGGGUCCCAACAGCAGAAAGUCUCGGCUGCCAGAGCAAGGAGCCCGGGCCGAGCGUGGCCCGUUGACUCCCUCCCCUCCUCCUCUCACACAACAAAGGUCCAAGACGCACCGCUCUAAGCCUUCCGGAAGCCGAGCCUGGCCAGGAGAGAUUCCCUGCGUACCUGGAGGCUGCUGUAGGGGGCGGAGCCAAGAAGAGGGCGAAGACAGGAAACAGAAACUUCACUUUGAGAAAAACAACAGGAUUGCUCUCUUUCCCCUCAAAACUCGAAUCCAGAAGAUCAGCUUCCCAGUUUUGAGAAAAGGUGAAGCUCUCCCUGCUGGACCUCAGCCUGCCUCAAUGCCUGCAGCCAGCCUCCUGCCCAGGAAGAGGAGACAAAGAGCUUGCAGAGGACCCAGGCCUAGAGCCAGAGGGGUGGCCCCUGGGAGCCCCGGCCCCCCGGCCCAGGUCUUGGUGACGUUCCAGGAUGUGGCUGUGGACUUCACCCAGGAGGAGUGGCGCCUCUUGGACCUUGGUCAGAAGGAGCUGUACAAGGAGGUGAUGCUGGAGAAUGUCCAGAACAUGCUCUUCCUGGGUCUUCCAGUUCCCAGAGAAGACUGGAUCUCCCAUUUUGACCAAGGGAGAGCUCCAUGGAUGCUUGAGGGAGAAGGCCCCAGCAACUCCAGUCUGGAUGGACAGAGGAGGCUUGAAAUGAGAGAGAUUAAUGCAAAGCUCAGGGAAGAGUCUCAACAGCCAGUAUUCAUGAAUGAUGAUUACUGUGACUCCAAUCUGAAAGAAAUCUGUGAUUCUGAUUUCAAGAUUGAAAAAAUACAAAAGGUUCACCAUGAAUUUGAUAAAAAUGAAAAGAAUAUAAGGCAAUAUUCCAUCUUCAGUCAACAUAAGAAAACCAUCUCAGGCCAUUACUCUUCUCAGGGCCUUAAAUAUAGGGAAUGCUUUACUGAACAAGUGGAGUUUGUUGAGUCUCAUGAGAAGUCUCCAUUAUUACAAACCUAUCAGUGUCAUAACUGUGAGAUGACUUUCAACUUAAAAUCAGAACUUAUUAGACAUCAGAGAAGUCAUGCUGGAGAAAUGCUUUAUACACAUAAUGCAGUUGAGGAGGCCUUAAGUCAUAAUUCAGAGCUCACUGACCACCAGAAAAUUCAAAAUGGAGAGAAACAUUAUGAAUGUAAUGACUGUGGUAAAGCUUUUAAGAAACAGUUAUCGCUUAUACACCAUCAAAAAUUUCAUACCAGCACAAAGCUGCAUAAAUGUAUGCAAUGUGGGCAAGGCUUCUGGAAACACUCAUCACUCAUUUCUCAUCAGAAUAUUCAUACUAGACAGUCAUCUAAUGAGUAUCCUCAACGUAUUAAAACUUUCAGUGAAAAGUCAUCCCUUAUUGUACAUGAAAAAAGUCAUACUAAAGAGCAACUUCAUGAACAUAAACAAUAUGGAAAGACUUUCACACAGAGAUCUCAUCUUGUUAUACAUCAGAGAAUCCACUCUGGAGAGAAAUCUUAUGAAUGUAACCAGUGUGGAAAGUUUUUCAAACAGAAAUAUUGUCUUGCUAACCAUCAGAGAAUCCACACUGGAGAGAAACUUUAUAUCUGUAGUCAGUGUGGAAAGAGUUUCUCACAAAAGGGCAAUCUUAAUACCCAUCAGAGAACCCAUACUGGAGAGAAGCCUUUUGAAUGCCAUCAAUGUGGAAGGACUUUUAGGCUGAACUCCCAUCUUAGUGCACAUCAGAGAAUCCACACUGGAGAAAAACCUUAUAAGUGUAAUCAGUGUGGAAACCGUUUCAGACAGAAGGUCAAUCUUGUUGUUCAUCAGAGAACCCACACUGGAGAGAAGCCUUUUAAAUGCCAUCAAUGUGGAAGGAGUUUUAGGCUGAACUCCCAUCUUAGUGCACAUCAGAGAAUCCACACUGGAGAAAAGCCUUAUAAGUGUUUUCAUUGUGGAAAGAGUUUCAGACAGAGCUGUACUCUUACUGACCAUCAGAGAAUCCACACAGGAGAAAAAUCUUUUGAAUGUAAUCAAUGUGGAAAGAGUUUCUCACGAAGCUCCUGUCUUGUUUCACAUCAGAGAAUCCACACUGGAGAGAAACCUUAUGAGUGUAAUCAGUGUGGAAAGAAUUUCAAGCAGAAGUCCGGUCUUGCUCAACAUAAGAGAAUUCACAGUGGAGAGAAACCUUAUAAGUGUAGUCAGUGUGGAAAGAGUUUCAAACAGAAGUCCUGCCUUGCUAAACAUCAGAAAAUCCACACUGGAGAGAAACCUUAUAAGUGUAAUCAGUGUGGAAAGAGUUUCUCACGAAGCUUCUGUCUUGCUUCACAUCAGAGAAUGCACACUGGAGAAAAACCUUAUGAAUGUAAAGAAUGUGGAAAGACAUUCAGACAGAGGGGCAAUCUUAAUGCACAUCAGAGAACCCACACUGGAGAGAAGCCUUAUGAAUGCCAUCAAUGUGGAAGGAGUUUUAGGCUGAACUGCAGUCUUACUGCACAUCAGAGAAUCCACACUGGAGAAAAGCCUUAUAAGUGUAAUCAGUGUGGAAAGAGUUUCAGACAGAGCAGUACUCUUACUGAUCAUCAGAGAAUCCACACUGGAGAAAAAUCUUAUGAAUGUAAUCAAUGUGGAAUGGCUUUCAGAAAGUCAUCCAGACUUGCUCAGCAUCAGAGAAUCCAUACUGGAGAGAAACCUUUUGUAUGUAAUCAAUGUGGAAAGACUUUCAGACGUAAUUCUGAGCUUUCUCAACAUCAGAGAAUCCACACUGGAGAGAAACCUUAUGAUUGUAAUCAAUGUGGAAAAAGUUUCAGACAGAGGAGCAAUCUUGCUGAACAUCAGAGAACCCACACUGGAGAGAAACCCUAUGAAUGUAAUCAAUGUGGAAAGACUUUCAGAAAUAGCUCCUAUCUUGCUGGACAUCAGAGAAUCCACACUGGAGAGAAACCUUAUGAAUGUAAUCAAUGUGGAAAGAGUUUCAGGCAAUACUUCAGUCUUACUGAACAUAAGAAAAUCCACACUGGAGAGAAACCUUAUGCAUGUAAUCAGUGUGGAAAGCCUUUCAGAUGCAAUUCUGAUCUCCUUAAACAUCAGAGAAUCCACACUGGAGAAAAACCUUUUGCAUGUAAGCAAUGUGGAAAGAGUUUCACACAGAGUGGCAUUCUUGCUCGACAUCAGAAAAUCCACAUUGCAGAGAAACCCUAUAAAUGUAAUCAAUGUGGAAAGACUUUCAGAAGCAGCUCCCAUCUUGCUCGACAUCAGAAAGUCCACACUGGAGAGAAACUCUAUGAAUGUAAUGACUGUGGUAAACCUUUUAGCCGCCAUUCAUCUCUUCUUAUUCACCAGAGAAUCCACACUGGAGAGAAACCUUAUGAAUGUAAACAGUGUGGUAAGACUUUCACACAGAGAAGUCAUCUUGCUAGGCAUCAGAGCAUGCAUACUGGUGAGAAAUCUUAUAAAUGUACAUAAUGAGGCAAGACCUUCAUACAGAGAUCCAAUCUUGCUCUGCAUCAGAGAACCCACACUGGAAUGAAACCCUAUGAAUGAGAUGACUAGUAAAAAUUUUAAGAACUUAAUCUCUUAUUGUUCAUCAGAGAUCCACACUGGAAAGAAACUUUAUGAAUGUAAGCAAUGUGGUUAAACCUUCAGGAAACAGUCAACCCUUAUUUCCCAUGAGAGAAUUCAUAUGAGAUAGAAAUCUUAUCAGAGUAAUGAGUGAGAAAAAACAUUGAAAUGGAGUACAAAGGUUUAUUAGUCAUUCUGUGGACAAGCUAAAAUAUGAACUCAGUGUGAGAAGUCCUUCAGUAAGAGAUCAUCUCUUAUUUACAGACAUCAUCAGAGGAUUCAUAGUGGAGAGAAACCUUAGGAAUUUGCUCUGAGGGGCAUGCCUUUUGCUGUAAGUGAGAAGUUCCUAGACAUCAGAAUCUUCACACUGGAAGGAAGGCUUAUAAACCAAUGAUUGUAGACUAUGUGUAUGAAGGGUUAAAAUUUUUCAUAGGAGUUUGAAAAAAGGUCAGGAGAGCAGUUUGGUGAACACAAAACAAUUUUUAGGCAAGUUUAGAUAGGAAAUAGAAAGGAGGAAAGUGAGAGUAAUCUCCUAAUAUCUUAUAAAUAUACCUAAGAUGCCAAUCCUAACUAAAACUUUCUAAAAAAUCUUUAAAUCUAUCUGCCUUCAAGGGCAAUUCUUCUGCCAGCCAAGACCAGCCUACUCGGCCUUACUCUGACUAUCUAUGAAUUUAACCACUCUCUACCUAACUACCUAAGCUGAUCAAUAAUCAAUAAGGCUCUUAAGGCCUUAAAUCUGUUUUCUCUGUCCCCAGGUGUCAGUUAGAAAACUGCCAGCCUCAGAGAGAGAGCCAAAAACUGCUGUUCCUUUUCCUAGGGAGCCCAGAGACAAAAGUUUCCCUUUCUAACUGAAACUGUUAUUAAAUAUAACUCCUUCAUCUCCUAGGUAACAGAAUCUUUCACAGAGCCUGUCAGUUAAGAGACUCUCAGUGAACAAUAUUUCUGUUUCUCUGCCUCUUAAAUAGACAGAGGAAGAGACUAAAAAAACUCCUUUUAACAUUUCUCCCCCUGAGAUCUGUUGGGAGAACAAUCUCCUCAAUGGAUCUUUCAAACAAAACUAUUUUAUAUUCUAUAUUAGAAACAGAGAGAAAGAAAGAAAGCAAAACAAAUCUUGCAACAUGCAAGUCUCAAAUUAUAUACAAUUACAAACAUUUAUGGUUACAGAAUCACAUAAUUCUUACUCUACAGUGUGAAGAUUAAAUUAACUCCCUGCCCAUUAAAAAAAAAAAUAAACCCUUACCUUCUUUCUGUCUUAGAACCAAUACUAGGCAAUGGAGGUCAAGUGACUUGCUGAGGGUUACACAGCUAGGAAGUGUGUGAGGCCAGAUUUGAACCCAGGACCUCCUAUCUCUGAAUCUGACACUCAAGCCACUGAGCCAUCCAGCUACCCUCAUAUUUCUACACCUUACAGCAGAAAUAAAAACCUUUUCUUAUUAUUCUCUACAGAAAUAAGAACCAAGAGGUAUUAAUCUGAAUUCACCUUAUAGUUACUAUUGUGAACUUUAGAUUACUCCACCCUACUUAAGUCUAACAAAAAUAGGCAUGUCUACAACCAUACUUAAGGAUAAAGUAUUUAGGAGGAUGGCCUAUGACAGACAUGUGCUAGCAAAUGACAAAUCAGAAACAACUGACAGACCCCUGGGCUGUCCUAAGUCGAGCUUAAGCUACCAUUGGCACAUGUGAGACACAAAAGUGAUGUAAAGACCAUCUAUAUAUUUCUCAUCACUUCCUUUCUCUGGCUUCUUUCCGCGGAGAGCUGGCUCUGGCUGGCAGCGUGCUAAGUGUUCUGGCAUCUUGGCAUGGUGGCAGCUAUUGUCUGGUUUGGCAGUGAGUUUUCCUUGAUACUAUAUCGGGAGAAGCUAAAUAGCCUAGUUCAGGUGAGACAUCUUAACUGAGUUCUCUUGGAGUUUAGGCUGAUUCUUUCCUCCUUUACCUUCCAAACACUGUCCUUUUAGAAAGCCUCUAAUCUUUAAAGACCUCGUAGCAGCAGUCUUUGAACUUCCUCUGACACAGGCCAGGCAGGAGAAAUCCUAUACCCUCCUCUCUUUUCUCCUUAAUUCCUUCCCUCUAUAUUAAUUAAAAUCACCAUAAAUUACCAUCUGACUUGAGUAUUUUAUUUGGGAUUUUCUCUGGUGGCCAAAAGUAGUUUAGAUUUCUGUCACAACCCUAAAAUUAUCCUUACACUAUGCACACACAAAAGUAUAUAAGAACCUUAUAUACACAUUAUACACCUAUAAUAUAUAAUGUCCCCCCCAUGUGGAUGUUGAUCAACACUUAAAACGCUUUUAAACAUUUUGCUAUUUACAUAUCAAUUAGUUAUUAUAAUGCCAUAAAUAUAAAUUGUUUAUAUAUAGAAAUAGUUAUAAUCCUAUAAAAGUAAGUUAAUAAUAAUCAUUUUUAAAUAGUAAUCCUAAAUCCAAAUAAAUUAUAUACUUACCUAUUGUGUAUUAUUCAUUCUAUUUUAAACCUUCACCAAAAAAAAAAUCAAACCUUUUUUUUUAAACAGCAAAAUAUUAGUUCAGGAGUUCAUUGAAAUAUUCUUGAAAAUAGUGUCCAUUUGGCUUUAUAGUCUUGUUCUUGAUGAAUUCAAUGUCAUUAAAAACAGUGUCCAGUUGUA
Monodelphis domestica (gray short-tailed opossum) is the source of this 6465-nucleotide messenger RNA. RefSeq lists its product as uncharacterized. The record is from RefSeq and is a predicted model, not a curated record. Gene Ontology annotation, cellular component: nucleus. Gene Ontology annotation, biological process: embryo development; regulation of transcription by RNA polymerase II. Gene Ontology annotation, molecular function: RNA polymerase II cis-regulatory region sequence-specific DNA binding; DNA-binding transcription factor activity, RNA polymerase II-specific. NCBI's taxonomy places the organism in Eukaryota, Metazoa, Chordata, Mammalia, Didelphimorphia, Didelphidae.